Anguilla rostrata (American eel) is the source of this 7108-nucleotide messenger RNA. It is a transcript of the gene dock7, whose product is annotated as dedicator of cytokinesis 7. Bases 89 to 6604 code for a protein of 2171 amino acids. The transcript has 53 exons. Gene Ontology annotation, molecular function: guanyl-nucleotide exchange factor activity. Gene Ontology annotation, biological process: positive regulation of GTPase activity; small GTPase-mediated signal transduction; axonogenesis. Lineage: Eukaryota; Metazoa; Chordata; Actinopteri; Anguilliformes; Anguillidae. The record is from RefSeq and is a predicted model, not a curated record.
CGUUUACGGUAAUAAUUCCAACCUCUUCCCUGGGUUAGCAGCACAGACUCGGAGAGCUUGGGAAUUCAAGCAGUCUGCGGCCACAGCCAUGGCUGAGCGCCGCGCCUUCGCCCAGAAAAUAAGCAGGACUGUUGCUGCAGAAGUCCGAAAGCAGAUUGCUGGCCAGUAUGGGGGAUCCCCACAGCUCCUCAAAAACCUCAAUGUGGGUGCCAAUGCUACCAGUAACACAGUCCCGCUCACAGAAGCCGUGGAACCGGUGGACUUUGAAGAGUAUCUCAUCACGCACCCGCCCAUCAUCGAAUCGGGUCCACUCAGGGACCUGAUCGAGUUCCCUCCCGAUGACAUCGAGGUGCUGUACACUCCGCGGGAGUGCCGCACGCUGGGUCAGGCUGUGCCGGAGGAGGGUGAUAAUGACACUCACGUCCGUGACUGCGUCAGGUCCUACACUGAAGACUGGGCCAUUGUUAAUAGAAAGUACCAUAAGCUGGGUACAGGGUUUAACCCCAACACUCUGGACAAGCAGAAGGAGAGACAGAAGGGCCUGCCCAAGCAGGUGUUUGAGUCAGACGAAAUGCCAGAUAACAGCAGCUACCAGGACGAUCAGGACGACCUGAAGCGGAGGUCCAUGUCCAUUGACGACACCCCUCGGGGCAGCUGGGCCUGCAGCAUCUUUGACCUGAAGAACUCGCUGCCCGACGCCCUGCUGCCCCACCUGCUCGACCGCGCGCCCAACGAGGAGAUCGACCGCCACAACGAGGAGCACAGGAAGUCCCACCGCCACCGCGAGCUCUUCGCCCUGCACCCUGCGUUGGACGAGGAGGAGCCCAUUGAACGUCACUGCGUGCCUGAUGUCCCGAAAGAACACUUUGGCCAGAGGCUACUCGUCAAGUGCUUGUCCUUGAAGUUUGAAAUCGAAAUCGAGCCAAUAUUCGCGAGUUUGGCCUUAUACGAUGCCAAGGAAAAGAAAAAGAUUUCUGAGAACUUUUUCUUCGACUUGAACUCGGAGCAAACGAAGUCCAUGCUUCGCCCUCACAUCCAGUCCGCAGCUAUCUCCACCCUGGCCCGCUCCGCCAUCUUCUCCAUCACCUACCCCUCGCAAGAUGUCUUCCUGGUCAUAAAGCUGGAGAAGGUGCUGCAGCAGGGAGACAUUGGGGAGUGUGCUGAGCCAUACAUGGUCUUCAAAGAGUCCGAUGCAGCCAAAAACAAGGAGAAGCUGGAGAAGCUGCGGGGCCAGGCGGAGCAGUUCUGCCAGCGGCUGGGCCGCUAUCGCAUGCCCUUCGCCUGGACCGCCAUCCACCUGAUGAACAUCGUCAACAGCGCCGGCAGCCUGGAGAGGGACACCGAGCCAGAGAUGGCACUGCCAGAGCGGAAGGGCUCGUGGUCAGAGCGGAGGAACUCGAGCAUCGUGGGCCGCCGGUCGCUGGAGAGGACCACCAGCGGAGACGAGUCCUGCAGCCUGACCAGCUUCCGCCCUGCCACCCUCACAGUCACCAACUUCUUCAAACAGGAGGGAGACCGUUUGAGUGACGAAGAUCUCUACAAGUUCCUGGCUGACAUGAGGAGGCCCUCCUCCGUCCUGCGCAGACUGAGGCCCAUCACAGCCCAACUGAAGAUUGACAUCUCUCCGGCCCCGGAAAACCCCCACUACUGCCUGACCCCCGAGCUGCUACAAGUUAAACCGUACCCAGACAGUAGGGUCCGACCCACCAGAGAGAUACUGGAGUUCCCAGCCAGGGACGUCUACGUACCCAACACCACCUACAGAAACCUGCUGUAUGUGAACCCUCAAAGCCUAAACUUUGCCAACCGCCAAGGUUCAGCCCGCAACAUCACCGUAAAAGUACAGUUCAUGAACGGGGAAGAUCCCAGCAAUGCCAUGCCGGUGAUCUUUGGCAAAUCCAGCUGUGCUGAGUAUGCCAAGGAAGCGUACACUGCAUUGGUGUAUCAUAACAGGUCACCUGACUUCCAUGAUGAGGUAAAAAUCAAGCUUCCAGCAUCGCUGACGGAUCACCACCACAUCCUCUUCACGUUUUACCACGUCAGCUGCCAACAGAAGCAGAACACGCCCUUGGAGACGCCCGUCGGAUACACGUGGAUCCCCAUGCUGCAGAACGGCCGCCUGAGGACGGGACACUUCUGCCUGCCCGUGUCUCUGGAGAAACCUCCCCAGUCCUACUCAGUCCUCUCCCCUGACGUUCCUCUUCCUGGAAUGAAGUGGGUGGAUAACCAUAGAGGGGUAUUCAAUGUGGAAGUAGUGUCAGUUUCAACACUUCACACACAGGACCAGUACCUGGAUAAGUUCUUUGCCCUGGUCCACGCGCUGGACGAGCACAUGUUCCCCGUGCGCAUCGGGGACAUGCGCAUCAUGGAGAACAACCUGGAGACGGAGCUCAAGGCCAGCAUCGCCGCCCUCAGCUCCUCCCAGCUGGAGCCCAUCGUGCGCUUCCUGCACCUGCUGCUGGACAAGCUGGUGCUGCUGGUGGUGCGGCCGCCUGUCAUCGCAGGACAGAUAGUGAAUCUCGGCCAGGCCUCCUUUGAAGUGAUGGCUUCCAUUGUGAACCGCCUCCACAAGUAUCUUGAUAGCAGUCAAGAUCAACACGGGCGCAACUGCCUACUGUCUUCCUACAUCUAUUAUGUCUUCCGCUUGCCAAAUAUGGACCCCAACUCCCCAUCACCGGGCCCGGGAGGGCUGGGCGGGUCGGUCCACUACGCCACGAUGGCGCGGUCCGCUGUCAGGCCUGCCAGCCUCAACCUCAACCGCUCCCGGAGCCUCAGCAACAGCAACCCGGACAUCUCCGGGACGCCCACGUCCCCCGACGACGAGGUCAGGUCCAUCAUCGGAAGCAAGGGCUUAGACCGCUCCAACUCCUGGGUAAACACGAUGGGGUGCAAGAGCGCCCCCUGGGGAUCCAGCCCCGGCUCCGCCUCUGACCCCCUGCAGGCCAUGGAGCGCAGUGGCAAUCGCAUGUCAUCGCACACUGAGACCGCCAGUUUCUUGCAAACUUUAACAGGACGAUUACCAACCAAAAAGCUGUUCCAUGAGGAGCUGGCCCUGCAGUGGGUUGUGAGCAGUGGCAGUGUCCGGGAGGGAGCCUUGCAGCAGGCUUGGUUCUUCUUCGAGCUCAUGGUCAAGAGCAUCAUCCACCACCUCUACUUCACUGAGCGCCUGGAGUCUCCCAGGAAGAACCGCUUCCCCGAGCGCUUCAUGGAUGACAUCACCGCCCUGGUCAGCACCAUCGCCGGGGACAUCGUCUCCAGGUUCCAGAAGGACCUGGAGCUGGUGGAGAGGCUCAACACCAGCCUGGCCUUCUUCCUGAACGACCUGCUGUCCGUCAUGGACAGGGGCUUCGUCUUCAGCCUGAUCAAGACCUACUGGAAGCAGUCUUCCCCUCACCCGCAGGUGUCCACCAAGCUGUACGCGCUGCAGAACCCCACCCUGGAGUCGCUGCGGCUGGACUUCCUGCGCAUCGUGUGCAGCCACGAGCACUACGUCACCCUCAACCUGCCCUGCAGCCUGCUCACGCCGCCCGCCUCGCCCUCGCCCUCCGUGUCCUCCGCCACAUCGCAGAGCUCUGGCUUCUCCACGCACGUGCAGGACCAGAAGAUCGCCAACAUGUUUGAGCUGUCCGUGCCCUUCCGCGAGCAGCACUACCUGGCUGGGCUGGUGCUGACCGAGCUGGCCGUCAUCCUGGACCCUGAGGCUGAGGGGUCAGUGCACCUGGGCGCUGGGCCUAGAUCGGCUGAAUGGAUGUUCGGUUUACACAAGAAGGUGAUCAGCGUGGUGCACAACCUGCUGUCCAGCCAUGACUCGGACCCCCGCUACGCCGACACGGAGGUGAAGGCCCGAGUCGCCAUGCUCUACCUGCCCCUCAUCGGCAUCGUCAUGGAGACCUUACCGCAGCUGCACGACUUCACAGAAUCGCACAAUCAGUGGGGUCGUCCGGGCGGGGCGGGGGGUGAAGAGCACGAGGGAGAAGGGAACAGCAUCAUCAGCCAGACUGUAGCCAUGGCCAUCGCUGGGACCCCUGUUCCCCAGAUGUCCCGGCCCAGCAGCUUCCUGCUCAACCCACAGUCCACCCGGCAGCACGGCUCCUUCUCGGCCGAGUCCAGCCGCAGCCUGCUCAUCUGCCUGCUGUGGGUGCUGAAGAACGCCGACGAGAUGGUGCUGCAGAAGUGGUUCACCGACCUGUCCGUCUCGCAGCUCAACCGCCUGCUGGACAUGCUCUACCUCUGCGUUUCCUGCUUCGAGUACAAGGGGAAGAAGGCCUUUGAGAGGAUGAACAGCCUGACCUUCAAGAAGUCCAAAGACAUGAAGGCCAAGCUGGAGGAGGCCAUCCUGGGCAGCAUCGGGGCGCGGCAGGAGAUGGUGCGGCGGAGCCGCGGGCAGCUGGAGAGGAGCCCGUCAGGCAGCGCCUUCGGGAGCCAGGAGAACCUGCGCUGGAGGAAGGACAUGACGCACUGGCGCCAGAACAGCGAAAAGAUGGACAAGAGCCAGAAAGCAGUCAGGUUUAAAGAGACGCUACUGCGCAGUGGGAGAGCCCAGGACCCUUUAUUAGUUAGGACCAGAGCAGAGUUGGAGCACGAAGCACUUAUUGAUGGCAAUCUUGCGACGGAGGCGAAUUUAAUCAUUUUGGACACCCUGGAAAUUAUUGUGCAGUGUGGUGACGUGUGUGUGUCUGCGCAGACGGUGUCGGUGACAGAGUCGAAGGAGAGCAUACUGGGCGGGGUGCUGAAAGUGCUUCUGCACAGCAUGGCCUGCAACCAGAGCGCCCUCUACCUGCAGCACUGCUUCGCCACGCAGAGGGCGCUGGUCUCCAAGUUCCCCGAGCUGCUGUUUGAGGAGGAGACGGAGCAGUGUGCUGACCUGUGCCUGCGCCUCCUGAGGAACUGCAGCAGCAGCAUCGGCACCAUCCGCUCCCACGCCAGCGCCUCCCUCUACCUGCUCAUGAGGCAGAACUUCGAAAUCGGCAACAACUUUGCGCGGGUGAAGAUGCAGGUGACCAUGUCCCUGUCGUCGCUGGUGGGGACGUCGCAGAACUUCAACGAGGAGUUCCUCCGCCGGUCGCUCAAAACCAUCCUCACCUACGCAGAAGAGGACCUGGAGCUGAGGGAAACUACGUUCCCAGAUCAGGUCCAGGAUCUCGUGUUCAAUCUUCACAUGAUCCUGUCUGACACGGUGAAAAUGAAGGAGCAUCAGGAGGACCCCGAGAUGCUUAUCGAUCUCAUGUACAGAAUCGCCAAAGGGUACCAGACGUCCCCGGACCUGCGCCUGACGUGGCUGCAGAACAUGGCGGGGAAGCACUCGGAGAGGAACAACCACGCCGAAGCGGCGCAGUGCCUGGUGCACAGCGCCGCCCUGGUGGCCGAAUACCUCAGCAUGCUGGAGGACCGCAAGUACCUCCCGGUCGGCUGCGUCACCUUCCAGAACAUCUCGUCGAACGUGCUGGAGGAGUCGGCGGUGUCCGACGAUGUGGUCUCCCCCGACGAGGAGGGCAUCUGCUCUGGGAAGUACUUCACCGAGGCGGGGCUGGUGGGGCUGCUGGAGCAGGCGGCCGCGUCCUUCUCCAUGGCCGGGAUGUACGAGGCGGUGAACGAGGUGUACAAGGUCCUCAUCCCCGUCCACGAGGCCAACCGCGACGCCAAGAAGCUGGCCACCAUACAUGGUAAACUGCAGGAAGCCUUUGGCAAAAUCGUCCACCAGAGCACUGGCUGGGAGAGAAUGUUUGGUACCUAUUUCCGAGUUGGAUUUUAUGGAUCAAAAUUUGGAGACUUGGACGAGCAAGAAUUUGUGUACAAAGAGCCAGCUAUCACCAAAUUAGCGGAAAUAUCUCACAGGCUUGAGGGAUUUUAUGGGGAAAGGUUUGGAGAAGAUCAAGUUGAAGUGAUUAAGGACUCCAAUCCUGUGGACAAGUGCAAGUUGGACCCAAACAAGGCAUUUGUUCAGAUAACCUACGUGGAGCCCUACUUUGACACCUAUGAGAUGAAGGACCGCAUCACAUACUUUGACAAAAACUACAACCUGCGGCGCUUUGUGUACUGCACACCCUUCACCCUGGACGGCAGGGCACACGGGGACCUCCACGAGCAGUUCAAGCGCAAGACCAUCCUGACCACCUCCCACGCCUUCCCCUAUAUCAAGACCCGCAUCAACAUCAUUCACAAAGAGGAGAUCAUCUCCAUGCCCAUUGAGGUGGCCAUCGAGGACAUGCAGAAGAAGACCCAGGAGCUGGCUUUCGCCACCCACCAGGACCCAUCGGACGCCAAGAUGCUGCAGAUGGUGCUGCAGGGCUCCGUGGGCACCACUGUCAACCAGGGACCUCUGGAAGUUGCUCAGGUCUUCCUCUCUGAAAUUCCAAGUGACCCCAAGCUCUACCGACACCACAAUAAACUACGCCUGUGCUUCAAAGACUUCACAAAGAGGUGUGAGGACGCCCUCCGCAAAAACAAGAGCCUGAUCGGUCCUGACCAAAAGGAGUACCAGCGGGAGCUGGAGAGGAAUUACCACCGUCUGAAGGAGGCCCUGCAGCCCCUCAUCAACAGGAAAAUCCCCCAGCUCUACAAGCCUGUCCUACAGGUCACCUCUCACAGCAAACGGACAGCUUGACAAGGGAUUCCUUCAGUAGAAUGAGUCUUCGCAAGUUGGAUAUUUGAAGAUGAAGAAGAAACAACUUAUGCUAAUUUAUUCAUGUGUAAAUAUUGGUCUCUUCAUAAGCCAGUGUUCCGUCAGUAAAUGAAAAGCUAGUGUUAAAAGUUUGGUACGUCAUUCCAUUCUUAUUCGUUUACAGACAAACUGUUACACAAUCAGUCGAUUAUAAAGCGUGUCUUAUUGCGAUGUGUCAAAUAUGGGUUCGAUUACUUGUGUGCACUUUUUUUUUUUAAACUGUGUCCGAAUGCAUUUUACUAGACAAGGUACAACUUGAAAGUUUACUAUUUAAUCGAUAAGAAAAACAAGCAAAAAAUGUAACACUAUUUAUCAUGUAAUGGUUUAUCAUUUUUAGUUACUGAUUUUGUUAAAUUAGGAAAAUGUUUUAAACAUGUCCUCAAAAACAGUGUACGUAGUUUUUGUUUACUUUAAAUAUUUUACUAAAUAAAUAUUUUAUUGUCCGUA